Messenger RNA from Trichoderma reesei QM6a, 537 nucleotides. RefSeq lists its product as uncharacterized. Gene Ontology annotation, biological process: AMP biosynthetic process; ATP biosynthetic process. Gene Ontology annotation, molecular function: bis(5'-nucleosyl)-tetraphosphatase (asymmetrical) activity. The record is from RefSeq and is a predicted model, not a curated record. The coding region runs from base 1 to 537 and encodes 178 amino acids. The transcript has a single exon. NCBI's taxonomy places the organism in Eukaryota, Fungi, Ascomycota, Sordariomycetes, Hypocreales, Hypocreaceae.
AUGGCUGCCCCUGCAGUCUCGACAACACUGCUUCCAGCCGAUAAGCUCGUCGAGAGUGCUGGUUCAAUCCUCUUCCGACUGUCAACCCGCGAAAUCUGCAUCCUCCACCAUCUCCAGCUGGACCAAUACGUGCUUCCUAAAGGCCGUCGCAAUCUCGACGAGUCUCGUCAGGCUGCUGCGCUUCGCGAAACAACAGAAGAGACUGGACUGCCGUGUUACCUGCUGCCUGUCGAUUUAGUUUGCCGUGUCACUCCCGCCAUCCAGAACGAAGACCUGCCAGACGAACCACGCCUGUUUAAAGGCGCCUGUGAACCGAUUGCUAUGCAACAGAGACGGAUCGGCAAUGUGACAAAGUUGAUCUGGUGGUAUGUGGCUGCUGUCAGCGAGGGCGAGCCGCUCCGUCAACAUGAAGAGCACAAGUUUGAGGUGCACUUCUGCAGCUACGAUGAGGCUGUGCAGAAGUUGACGUUCAAGGAUGACUGUGACCUGGUCAAGAUGGCAAUCCGGCUUGUUGAGGCAACUACAGGUGAUCGGUGA